AUGGCCUCCACCAUGUUACAGACUGGUGCUUUUGUCCUGGGCAUUCUUGGUGUUGCAGCUCUUAUUGCUGCCACUGCCAUGAAUAACUGGAGCAGUCAGGAUCGUCAGGGGAAUGUUGUAACUGCUGUGUACACUUAUAAGGGACUUUGGAGAAAUUGUGAAGUAUCCACAUCAGGGUUUACCGAAUGUCGGCCUUUCUAUGGUCUCCUGGGUUACGCAGGUUCUUUUCAAGCUGUGAGAGCCCUGAUGAUUGUGGGAAUCGUUAUGGGAGUCAUCAGUGCUUUGAUUAGCCUUUUCUCCCUGAAGUGCUUUAGAAUGGGCAACAUGGAAGAUUCUACCAGGGGAAAAAUGACUCUGACUGCUGGAAUCCUGUUCAUGGUUGCAGGUAUUUGUGGCAUCGCUGGAGCCUCAAUCUAUGCCAAUCAGAUUGUGGCUAGUUUUAGAAGUACCAUGUACAACUACAAUGAUGGUGGCAUGGGACAGAUGGGAGGAAUUGGAGGCAUGGGCGGAAUGGGGGGAGGAAACCUUAUUCCAAGGUACACUUUUGGACCCGCGCUUUUUGUGGCUUGGGUAGGAGGAGCAUUGGUGCUGUUGGGUGGGAUAUUGGAUUGUGUUGCCUACAAAGGACUUCUGCCUGAGAAGACUAGCUAUGGAGCAGUGGCUUACAAAGCCCCUUCCCACCACAAUGCAACUGUACAGCACAUUGCCACUGAAGAAGGAAGGAGAGACCAAAAAUAUGUCUGAUCCUAAUCCUGCCAUCUUCAUGUCAUAUCAGUAGUUGCAGAAUGAAAUCAUGUUGGGAUUAAAAUAACUACUGUCAUAAUGAUUUUAAAAUAUAUUGCUUCUUCAGGGGUACUUAAAUAAAGAAUAAUACUCAGGACAUAGGCUAAUGAUCUGCAUUUGCAACGAUCUUCCAGGAACAACAUGUCAGUGUGACAUGGCCUUAAUCAAUUGGAUGCUGUGGCCUUGCUGUGGCCUUGCUUAGUUAUACUUAUACUUAUUUUUUUAUAUUUUUAUUCUAAAACACUAAAGAAAAUGAAUAAUGAAUAAUGUUAUUAUUCAGUAUGUUUUUGCAUGACUGUUGGUGGUAUAGUAUUAAAAACUGCAAUUCAUUGCCUGAGAAAUGUAUGUUGAAUCUAUAGAAUCACAAGAUUUCACGCGCUUAGACUAUCACAAGACUGAUUUCAAAUUUCAUGCUUUUAUCGCAAAGUGAUCGAUUAUUGCGCUUAGCCGCCCUACUAAUUGCUGUUGUCAGUAUUUGCUGAAGGAAUUUUCACACAUUGGCCUUCAUUUAUGAAAUGUGCGUACGACAUGAAACAGGUAUGACCAGCGAAGGCCUACGCUUAUUUCCAAGCAAAGCAUGGCAUUUAUCAAUUCGAAUGUGAGCAGCAGUGGCUUGGCUAUGCUCGAUUCUCAUGUUUAGUCAUGUCUCAACUUGUGUACACACAUUUUCCAGGUGGCAUAGCACUGUGCAGCAAUAAAUGGGCGGUGAAUUGGAAAGUUGAAUUAAUGGAAUAUCGUGGUAUAGACUUUUCCAGCACAUUUGCAGCCUUGCUGUAUGUUGCGUGUUAUGUUACAUUUGAUGGCUUAAGAUAGCUAUAGGCUAUGUGGAGAGAGUUAUUUUCUAUUCUAAAACAGAUAGUUCCGGUCCUUGAUUGUGAUUGGCUGAAUCGAGUUCGAUGCCGUUGUAAAUAUCACAAUAAACUCGUAAGUGACGCCAUUCAAGUUCCGGUACAUUUCCUGUACAUGGGACCUCAAAAAGAAAUUCUGAUGCAUGUAAGUCAAUAGCGGAAUUCAAUUAUAUUUUUAGUCCCGUUUAAAUUGGGUCAUAAAUUACACAUAUGCUGUUCCUGAAAUUUUUAUUGAAUUUUUAGUACCGAUAACGUAACAAUCUAGCAGGAAGAAGUUUGCUCCUGUUAAGAUAUUUGAGCAAGCACUUCACGAACUACAGCGACGUCACCUCUCAAGACUGAGGUGCGGGAACAGAACAUCAAGGCCAUUAGCUGUUGGCGAUGUUAGCUGCCAAUCGAGUUAGCAGCUAAGUCAACUAUAAGUUCAUUUCAUGGGCACUUAUCUCCCACCUGAUUUAUCCAGCUACUCCUGUUCUUUUGGUCUUUCGGGAACCACCGAGGAGCAAAACAAACAGGCAUACUGAGUUUAGCACAAACUAACGUUAGCGAUCUUGCUCGCAAAGGUACUAGUGUUGAAAUUUGGAGGGACGAGUGACGUGACUUAUGCGACAAAAUGUCUGUUAUCCAAACGUUAUUUUAACAGCAUUUAACUGGACAAUCUCCGAACAAAUUGACUAUGUUUUUGCAUGAACAUUUCAUAUUUAGUCUCUAAAUCAGCAUAUGUGUAAUGCAGGUCAUACAAGGACUGGGACCAGAAGAUAUCUGUCCCUUCCCAUGUUAAAAAAUUGAUGCUUAAGGUCCCAUGGGGAAAACGGAAGGGGAUAAAUCGGGGCGUGACUUACGAGCUCUAUAGUGAUGCGCUACCACAAAAGUGUGGCUGUGUCUUGUUGUUGCAUGGCAACCAUUCAUAUGGAGGGAAUAUAUUUCUUGGCGGAAGAAAGAUUAUCUAUGAAUACAUCAUUGCAUUGUCGUUGCUGUGCCUUUGUUUCAUGAAAUCUUGCUAGAUCGACGUAGUAACCGUUUUAGAAAAGCAAUAACAACGCCCCUUAGCUGUUCGGUUAUACAGUAUAACCCACGGCCUCUCGGGGCUUAUUGCUUAAUUAUAAGAUUUGUUUUAUUAUUUUCAAUUUUUUGCACUCACAUCUACACUGGUUUCUAGGCUCGGUUGAUAAAUAAAGGCCAUUGUGAUUACAGUUGUAUAUAUUGUCCUGAACAAAUGAAAUGUACGGAACCUUGGAGGGAUAUUUGUUUUUACAUCCAGAAAACACAAACUCAAUAUAGCCUAAUUGUGUGCAUGUUUUACUAUAUAGCGCAUUCAUUUGAGUAACUUAUGCUCUCAAUUUUGUAGAUUGUACACACAAUUUACUAAAUCGUCAGUGUGCUCAUUUCACAAAUUUUUGCUCUCACUUUAUUUUUUGUAAAAUGGCCGCACAAUUUAGUAAAACAUGCGCACAAGUAAAUUGGCACACAAUAUUAAAAUGUGCACAAGAUUUAAUAAAUCUCGGGCUCCGUAGAAAUGCACUUACAUUUUGUAAUUAAAUUAUUGAAUUAUGUUC
Messenger RNA from Sardina pilchardus (European sardine), 3187 nucleotides. RefSeq names its product claudin 18 (gene cldn18). Bases 1 to 744 code for a protein of 247 amino acids. The record is from RefSeq and is a predicted model, not a curated record. Gene Ontology annotation, molecular function: structural molecule activity. The transcript has 5 exons. Gene Ontology annotation, cellular component: bicellular tight junction; plasma membrane. NCBI's taxonomy places the organism in Eukaryota, Metazoa, Chordata, Actinopteri, Clupeiformes, Clupeidae. Gene Ontology annotation, biological process: bicellular tight junction assembly; cell adhesion.